Molecule: messenger RNA, 2055 nt
Organism: Penicillium cosmopolitanum
Lineage: Eukaryota; Fungi; Ascomycota; Eurotiomycetes; Eurotiales; Aspergillaceae
Product: LIM domain-binding protein
Exons: 3
Coding region: 1-2055 (684 amino acids)
Biological process (GO): positive regulation of transcription by RNA polymerase II; negative regulation of transcription by RNA polymerase II
Cellular component (GO): nucleus; transcription regulator complex
Source: RefSeq, a predicted model, not a curated record
AUGCAACAUGGCAUGCCCCCGGGCCACCACCCAAUGGCCGGACAACAUCCCAACGCCGGACAUCCUGGACCUGGAAUGGUACAACAAAUGCACCCUGGUGUCUCUCAACCGGGCGGGCCCCAGGUGAGCCAGCCCGGCCCCAUGAUGGGUGGCAUGCCCCCGGGCGCUGGCACCGCUGGUCCUGGCGGUCCCGUCCCGAACGCCCACGCCCUCUCCCAUCUGAACCCCGCGAAUGCGCACAUGUUUCAGCAGCAGGGUUUUCCUCAAAAUUGUGAGUUCUGCUUUUACAUCCAGCCCUACCAUAUUUUAUUCCCCUCAGGAAUCUCCUGGUCGUCUUUCACAAUCGACGCGCGACUGCCAGUGAUGGACUCUCUCUCCCCCAUCUCAACUGGAACCCCCAAGGCAAUCGUUCCUGCAUUACGAGUACAUGCUGAUGUUUUAUGUCUCGUAGUCGCGAAUAAUCCCCAAAUGAUGCAGCAACAGCAGCAGGCUCAGAUGUUUCGCCAGCGGGUCAUGAUUCAGCAACAGGCACAGGCACAAGCACAGGCACAGCAACAGCAGCAGCAGCAGCAGCAACAGCAACAGCAACAGCAGCAACAUGGUCUCCCUGUUUCAUUACCAAAUGGGACACAGGGGCUCAAUGCUGCCCAGAUGGCUGCAAUGCAAGCGAAUCCUAGAAUGAACCAAGUCAACAUGAUGCACCUUCAGCAACAGCUUCCUCACGGUCAGCAAGGCCUUUCGCAGCAGCAGAUUAUGGCUAUCCAGCAGGCGCAACAGCAGCAUGCGCAGCAGGCGGCCAUGGCAAAUAACGGACAACCCGGCCAGCAUACCCCCCAACUCUCAGCAUGGCGCACUGCCGCAAAGCGGAACCCCCCCAGCCGAACCAGCAAGCGCAAACCCCUUCGACACAACCACCGCAAUCACAAGGCCCUCAGCAAGCCCAAGCGACGCCAAACCCUCAACCCCAGCCAUUACCCCAGUCCCAGCAACCUGGUCAACAACAACCUCAACCCGGUCAGCAACAGCAGCCUCAACAAGGACCUCAAGGCCAACAGGAGAAAUUCUACUCUCCCGGCGGAGUGCUGCGCCAGGGCGUUUGGAGCACCCAAGGGGGGGUCAAAGCAAUUUGAGAUCUCCACUCCCGCGCUCGCGAGAUUUUAUGUCACACAAUUCAACACCGGUAUCAAGCAGAUUCAAUUGGUUGUCGAGGGUGCUCGUGAACGCGACUUGCCAAAUGGCGGACAUAUCGUGGAAGCCCCAAAGGCUUAUUUUAUCUACUCGUUCACCAAUGAGUGCCGACUAUUCACGCAUGGUCACCUUCGCGCAUACUUCGAUGUCAACAACAAGAUUGAUAUGCUGGACUUUACCGUCACCGGCCACGAUGAAUAUGUCCCACGGUCUAUGCUCCAGUCUCUCGAGGCGUCGGAGCAGAAGCAGAGCCCGAAGGCGACUAAAAAUUCCGGAAAGCGAGCGCAGAAGCAAGCGCCGAAUUUCACGCUACCAGAGUCGAUGGUGACCCCGAACGGCGUUCCCAGUGGAGUGUUGGAUUUCCUCGAGAUGGCAGAAACCAUCUCCCAUAUGCAAAUGCUCUUCAACUUCUCCCAACAGAACCCAAACCUCUCCCCACCUGAAGCCCUCCGCAACCUCGUCAACACCCUUCACACGCAGGGCCCAACCGCCCAAUUUGCGACCCCGAUGAAUCCAGGAAUGCAGCCUAUCCCUCGCCAACCCAGCAUGAAUGGUCCUUCGCAGUUCGCCUCUCCUGCUAUGGCCCAUCUUGGUCUUCCCGGGGCACAAGGCUCGCCCCAUCUGACCGGUUCAGCACAUGCGAGUCCUGCCCAGAGCCAGAUUGCCGGCGCUCCCGGAAUGCCCGUCCAGCCGUCGCCAGUCAUCAAUAAUAGCCCCAACGUUGGCGGCAACAAACGUCGACGUGCCAGUACCGUGAAGAUGGAGUCCGAGGAUGGCAACGAAGUCAAUGGCACUGGCGCACAGGGUGCGACCAAAGUGAAAGCCAGCCCUCGGGUACCAAAGAGACAAAAGGGAGCUGCAUCCUAG